Messenger RNA from Symbiodinium sp. CCMP2592, 2610 nucleotides. Lineage: Eukaryota; Dinophyceae; Suessiales; Symbiodiniaceae. The record is from the annotation of a GenBank genome assembly.
AUGGAUGAAUGGCUCCCGGAAGAAGACAGCGGCUUGCCUGUCGGCGAGCUCAUGGGCUUAUCGGGUGCCAAUGUGGACGAACAGCUGCCCCCUGACUUGGACUCCCACGAUGAGGAUUUGGGGUCCCCGGAGGAGUUGCCGUCGUCGGACGAUGGGAUGGCGAUAGCGGCAGCCUGCUGCAAGAAGAACUGCAUGACAGUUUUUCGGCGCCGAGAUCUCUCAGUACGACAUGCACUUUUCAAGUCGGAGCUGGAUGCUUUGUCAGACAAUGACCGGCAAGUUAUGCUGUUCGAUCUACUGAAGAAGGUCUUCCAGGAGGGCGGCAACGACUCCGAGCAGCCGGUCAAGUGGCAGUUGCUAGGAGUUCCUGUCUGCUUCGGUGCAUUCAAGAGUUUGGUGGGAGUGUCUGCACCACUCAUCCAGAAGAUGAUGUCUGCCGUGAAGCAAGGCCAUCGCGACCCUCCCGUAGACGGACGAAAGGAAAGGCAGCUGAGAGAGCGGCCGGCGGCUACCAGAGCUGCUGCCUUUUUCCAAUGGGUCUAUGAUAACCUGGGGGAGCCGUUGGCCGAGGUUAAGUGCCGGGAUGAGGCUACAGCCCACGACGACGAGGAUGAUGCUGAGCUCCCCAUCAUGCAGGACUCUGCGGUUGGACCGGUUGGCAGUGCAGUUGUGGGCAACAAGCAGAAGGAAAUCAGGUGGAUACACCCGACAACCAUUGCCGAGCUUUACGACCUUCACAAGCAGACGUGCAGCGACGGCUCCCGGCUAUCCAAGUGGCGAGAACUUGCAAAGACAGAGGAGGAGAAGGUCGCUACCCAAAAUGCCAAGCGGGAGCACUUGAUCGGGGUCUUCGCUGACAGGGCAUUGGGCAGACGUCUCAUGGUCAGCUGCGAGUGCUCCUCAGAGCCGUCCCUGAACCCAGAUCCCAUGACUGGGAUCCUCUAUCUUCAGGUAGAUGGCAUGGAUCAGGCGAAGUUCAAGCUGCCAAGAAUGGCAUCGACGAACUCCAAAGAGUUCGCCCACGUGUACCGCCCGGCCCUCCAUAUGAUCGGGGCCCUGAUUCCUGGCGUGGCGGAAAUCUAUUUCUUGACUGAAGCUGAUGUCAAGAAAGAUACUUCGACCACAUUGACCUGUGUUUGUAUGGCACCGAGGAACAGCACAGGCAGAGCCCUCCAGAUCGCGGAGGAAGUCCUCAAGCGAAGAGGGCUGCAGAUGCCCUCGCACUUCACAUUACAGUGCGACAACACCUGCAGAGAGAAUCGAAACAGCAUCACUUUCAAGUUUGCAUCCUGGCUGACCAGUCAUUCCAUUUACCGCACGGUGGACCUUCUCUACUACCGAGUCGGUCAUACACAUUGCGAGUUGGACCAGCGAUUCUCCGUCUGCGGGAGUCACUUGGCUCGAAAGGAGAAUCUCCAGACAUUGGAGGACUCGUGCAUUCGGCAUGCAAGCGGUCAUGUGCAUGCUGUGCGAAGGGCCGAUUAUGUGUUUCAGCUGUUAACACCGACCCGGCAGGAGUUCCGUGAUUGCCUGUUGGAGAUUCAGCCUCCAGGCUCACGGGAGAUCCAUGCGGAGAUCCUGAUGCAGACCUGGGAUUGGAAAAAGUUUCUGGAGCCGAUGCCGGUGAAAUACACUGGCCUCGUCAUCACAGAGCAGGAGGAGUCGGUUUCCCAUGGCUUCAGAUUCCUUCAACGAAGCGACGUGAAGCAGUACAAGGGCUUUGCUACUAGGCAGCAUAUUCACUUCAUAGGCGGGCCUUGCAUCGUUUUCGAGGAGAAGCAGUCGCCCUCCGAUGUCGUGCUCCUGGUGAAGCAGUUCAUGUCAGAUAAGCACCUGACUCAGGCGCUUGUGGCACUCCCUGCUUCGGCAGCCUUGCCGCUGACAGGGCCCACUUCUUUCGCCGAUCGAAAUCCUUUGUCGGAUAAGUUGCUGAGCGAGUAUCGAAAGACGGCGAGUGCAUUGGAGAGACCGCCAUGGUCGUACGACAAGGCAGCUCGAUACUUGCGAAGCUGGUGCGAUCGCAAUCAAACGGUGGGAAACGGCGACGGCGAGCCGCCUCAGAUGUGCAGCUUCGUUCCGAAAACAUGGGUGCGAGAGCAGCCCGAUGACUUUCUGAACUUCGCCCCCUCGCCGCCGAAGCCUGUCAACAUCGUCGGAGCCCCUCCUGGUGGUGGCAAGAAGCUCAAGAGGAAGAGGGGCGAUUGCUCGGCAGCACAGGCCCCCACUAAUUCUGCGAACUCCGCACCCGUGCCGGCGGAUGCACCGGUGCCGGCGGAUGCACCGGUGCCGGCGGAUGCAGGGUCACAGGCAGCUCAAGGAUCUCCGAGCCCAGCCGUCCCGAAGGCAGCUGCAAAGGCAACUGCCAAAGCGGCGGCCAAAGCUUCGGCACGUGUCCCCAAGGCCAAAGCGAAGGCGAAGGCUAAGGCGGCAAGUGAUGUGAAUUUGCUAAUGACUGCUGGCACCUAUCCGAGGCUCGCCCUGGACCGCGACCGCAAGUUCAGCAACAGCUUGGUUGCUCCAAGUGCCGGCACAGUGCUACAGGUUGUGGUCGAUGCAGACCUCGAUUCGAAGCAUGGCAGCGGCAGCAGGGUGAAGUGUGAGCAAACGUGA